This is a messenger RNA of Leishmania major strain Friedlin, 19446 nucleotides long. RefSeq lists its product as hypothetical. The transcript has a single exon. The coding region runs from base 1 to 19446 and encodes 6481 amino acids. Gene Ontology annotation, biological process: mRNA cis splicing, via spliceosome. The record is from RefSeq and is a predicted model, not a curated record. Lineage: Eukaryota; Euglenozoa; Kinetoplastea; Trypanosomatida; Trypanosomatidae. Gene Ontology annotation, cellular component: spliceosomal complex.
AUGGCCUCCGCGCCGCCGAUCGACCUGGAGGGUUUCUGUCUCGCCGUGCGCUACAACGUGUUCGCCAACUACCGGACCCUGCCCGUGCGCUGUGCGCAGCGGUCUUAUGAGCAGCUACCAGUGCGGUAUCGCGCCGGGCUCGAGGCGAUUUCGGCCGAUGUGCUUCAGCAGCAGCAGCACCGUAACCAGCAGCAGGGCAGUGCCGAUGCGGUCAGCGCCAGCGAUGAGGCUGCCAAUGUCGCGGUGUCGACGAGUGUCGGCAGCGGCGGCGCCGCGAACAUGGGCCACCCUCGUGGCCGACGCUCCGAGGGGUCUUCGGCGGGCUUGUCAGCAGCCGCGCCAGGGACUGUGGGCUACGUCACAGAGGGUUGUCGCGACUCCGUCACCUUCAUUGGCACGGGCUACUACGGCGCUGGUGCUCGUGGCGGUACAUGGCCAGCCACCAUGAACCUCUCCGGGAGCAUCAGCGCAGCGUCGACGGCGACAACUCCAGCUGCGAGCCCCGGCUGGCUGAGCAGGGGCGGAAGCAUGUGCCUCGACACGUCGGUGUUUCCUUCGCUUCCCUCGUGCGCUAUGGAAGAGCGAGCGACAGCGACGAUUGCGUCGCCUGUGUCGGUCCUCACAACCUCUACACCAGGGGGCGCCACUGCGCCCGGGGCGGCUGUCUCCCCACUGCCUUCGUCGUCGCCGACGUCUGCUGUGACCACCACGUCGGCCACAAUAGGCGACGCAGCCGCAGGGGCAGGGCUUGCCUCCAGAGUGGCGCUGCUGCAUCACGUCCAGCAGACCAUUCAAUCCUUCAUCGCGCGUGGCGAGCGGGAGGUGGCGCUGCACUUUAUAAUGGCCACCGCCCCGUACCGCUUCUGUGGCACGACGGACAGCGACCGCGUACUUGCAUUCUUCAACCAGAUUCGCUUCUUCCUGCCGUCCCCACGCUUUGGCAUUGUCAUGCUCGCGAUGGAGGCGUGGCGCUCCCUGUACCGGCCGAGCGUCGGAGCCGGGGCAGCGGACUGCACGCACAUGACACUGGAGCUGCUGGCGCUGAUAGAGACGUACCUAUGCCAUGGGCGCACGUACGCCGAGUACGUGUCAGGGUUGCUCAUGCUGCGUGCGGUGUUGGCGCUUGCUAUGGAAAACAGCACUUUUUGCAGUCGCACGGCGGCGGCGGUGCUGCUGCAGCACCGGUCCCUGCUGCAGGGCCGCUUGCCCACCUUCCUGCUCGCGGUUUGGCUGAUACUGAUGGAGCUCUACACCAUCGACGACACCGUGUUGCCACCACGACGGGUUUUGCGCGACCUCGCCGCCAACGCCAUGCAGGACCUGUUCACGGUGGCUUUGGAGCUGCACAUGACGCUGCCGGUGCAGAACGUCGUCGCCAACGCCGUGAACGUCUUCUUCGCAGGCCCGCAGCCGCAGCCUCAACUCGGCCUCUCUCCACUCGUCACUGCGUUCUCUGGUGGGGCCGCAGUUUCGGUGGAGCCGGCCCAUCGUGGCGGUGCUGAGGCGAGCAACAGUAGUUCCAUCAAUGCCAAGGCCACGGCGGCGGCGGUGAAAACCGCGCACUCCCUGUACUCAACCGCUGCGAGCAAUGCCGGCAAGAACGUUGACUCUGAAGCCAUGAUGCUUCCGCUUCCUCUUCGCACGUUGGAUGUGCCUGCUGCUGCCGCUGCUGCAGUCGGCGUCGGUGUCGGCGUACGGGGAAGCGGAGUACCAGGAUCAGGAGCUGCCCGAAGCCCGUUCCUUUCCCGGCCUACACCCAGCAUCGGAAUGGCGGCCUCGGACGACACGGCAAACACCGCGGCGGCGCCAUUGCAGCCGCUUCGCGUGCCUGAGGCUGGUGGGGCCUCGGCGGCGGCGUCCGCCUGUCUCUCUCGCGACCCAACCGAGAGCAGCCAGUCGACGCUGCGAACAAGAGUCGUCACACUAGCGUCACCGGUUCCGCAGGCGCCAGCGUUCUCGUAUCGCGCCGUCACGAAGUCGAUGUGGGCUUCUGUGAAGCGCGCUGCGCGGCGCCUCGCCCAUUCAACAUCAGUGCCGUCGCCGUCACCAGCGCUAGCCACCGCUGCCGCCGUUGACAGCCGCCGCGACGCGACUGAGGCUGCCGGCGCGACACAAGACGCAGCCAGUGACGCGUUUGUGGGGGUGCUUGAGCCGUCGGCUUCCGAUCUACCUCGACGCGUGGCGUCCGCGCGCACCAUGGCCACCAAUCGACACCCGUCGCCGCCGCUGCUUGUUGAAGUUCUCGAGGACAUUUUCCGUGAGUCGAUGGAAGCUGACUUGUCAGAGCACGCGGAGGCGGUUGUGCGGUCGACGGGCAGUGUGCAGCAACGAGUGCCCCUCUACACAACCUCCGCAGCUGCCGGCAGUCACUGGCUCGUACAGAGCAGCAGCUCACCUUCUUCCCAGGUCGUGCGACGGGUCGCUGUCACGAACAGUACCGCAGGCGGAGGUCGUGGCACCAUGCGGUCCCCGUACCACGCACUCCGGCAGCCCAGUGCAACCGGCUCGCCAUUGUUGCGUCCGGGGUCGUGGGCGCAGCGUCGACAACAGCGACGCAGCUUCAGCGUCACAGCUGCAGCGGCCACGACGCUGGGGCUGGAGUCGUCGUCAGCGUUCAGCGACUCGUUGUGGGGCGACACUCCCUUCGAUGGCACUGCGCCCAACCGAGACGCGCUCUGGACAUUACCGCUGGCACGCGCUCUCCGUGCGGCCGGCCGGCCACAGACAUUGGAGGCCACCGUGGCGGCGUCGACGCUCACGCUGGGCGCGUUUCUGUGUGCGUGGCGAAUUGCAGGCCUCUCCGACGAGACGGACCCUGACUAUGCGGGGAGCCGCGCAUCGCGGCAUCCGAGUGGCAUGGCUACGGCAGCUGCGGCCUCACUUGGCGCCAGCCCUACAGAGGUCUCCAUCGUUCCAUCCGGCGAGCCACCCCUGCCGCGCUACUUCGGCCCUGCGUCUGGUGGAGCCGGAGCGGGCGACGCUGACCCAUUCACCGAGGGUUGUGUCCUUCCGUUCUUGACGUCGGAAAGCCUCGUCGCAGCUGCGGGCCCCGGCGUCCCGGCGGGCUGUCGGGACUCUCUUGGUGAGUCGGUCGCGCUGCCGUACCCGUCACCCGCGACGGGUGGCUCGACGGCGAUGCCAUCUGGCGUCGGCGCUUCUAGUGGGGCCUUUGGGGCCUCUACAGGUGAGCCGGAGAAGCCGGUGCCGAUGCUGCCGACGCCGAUUUCUGCGCUCGCCAGCCGCACCGGGGCGUCGCGGUGCCGCGGAAGGUUGCUGGCAUCCACCGCCACCGAUGCGGAUCCGGAGUGGCAGAGUGUGGAGAGCGCUGCGACAAACGUGUACGUGCCUCCUGUGGCGGGCGUGGCGCCCCCCAUCGUGCGGGCUUCAGGCGCAGCCUCGAGGGCGGCACGGGAUGAAGUGUCGGCCGCCACGCCGGCUGUGUCUACCGACAUGGUGGCACUGCUUGCGGUGUCACCAUUGGCAGGGCCAAGAGCAAGUCCCUCGCUACAUGUGGCUCAGGGCGCAGUAGCCACAGCCGCAACGGCCGGAAACGGGCUGGACAACACGAGCGCGGAUCAUGUGACACCAGCAGGACUGCCAGGAGUUGCUGCCGCCGCCGCCGUUGCAACGCCAGACGCAGCCCUCUUUCAUAGCUUGGCAUGCACGAACGGGAGCAUGCAGGGCGCAGCCGGUCUCGUAGCGUCAGCGACAGUGGCAGGUCGCCAGAGCGGACUCCCCGCUACCAUACCGACGUCGACGGCGGGCUUGUGCAGGGCGCGCGUCCCUCCCACCGCGGCGGCGGAUGCCAGCGUCUCUGACGACUCGCGCUCACAAGUGGGCGCGCGCGGCGCUGACGAUACGGCGAGGUCCACGAUGACGGCGCCGAGGCCCGCUACGGCUACUGGUACUGCCGAUGGUCGACCGAACGUGGCAGCAACAGUAGCGCAGACGCCGUCCCUCUCUUUCUUCUUGCCCUCGUGGGUCGCGGUGCGAGUGAUGGAGCGCUGCGUUCGUCCUUGCUGGGACGCCACCGACCCUGCCGCACUGUCCUCCACAGCAGACGGUGUGAGGACGGCAACGAGGCGCACAAGCGCCGUGGCGGUGACCAAGGAAGCAGAAAUCCUCCUCAGCAGCGUGGUACCACUCCUCUCCCAGUACUACGUGGACGCGCUCUCCGCCAGCGCCGUGACGGCGGCGACGCAAGUGCUCGUGAACCGUGCCAUUCAAUCAGUGAAGUCUCUCUCGCAGGGGCUGCGUGAUUGCAGUAGCCGCCUCGACGCCAACAGUUGUGGCGGCGCACCUACCGAAACGACAGCGCGCGCAAGCUCAGGCGGCACUACUCUGCCCUCCUCGUCAGCGUCUCCCGAGUCUAACGUCGCGCCACGUGACUCAGACAUGGGUGCCCCCCACAACGGCGCUGAGCCACCGGCAUCAUCGCCGCGUGCGACAGCGCCCACCGACACCGCCUCUCCUGCCACCGCCGCCACCCCCUCGACACCAUUCGCCUCACCGUUUUCGACUUGGCCGGCAGAGGACAGCGCCCUCGUGGACGGAACAGAGUUGCUGAACGCUAUUCUGUUCAUGACGACGGUGGCAGAGCGCUAUCCUGCUGUGUACGAGCGCAUGAUACAUCAGAGGCUCUACCCGCUACUUCAUCACAUAUUGCUGCUGCACAACGCCGCUGUCGAGGAACCGCAGCUGUGGCUCUCCAUGCCCCUCUCCUCUGCGGCGGUGGCCGCACACCUCAAAGUCGGUGACCGAGCGGCGGCGGUUCCUCCUCUGGCGCCGCAACAACAGCAGCAGUGCAACUCGCAGUCCGCAACCACUCCCACUGCCAUGGGGGGCGAGGCGGUCAUCCAGCGAAUGCGGCUGAUCACCGCCCGGACCAUGUAUCAGCGCCUCGCAAUGCCGGCGCUGGUUCUCCUCUCGUACAACAUGCCCGACGACGCAUGUGCGCGUCGGUGCUACCCACUGGUGGUGCGGCUGGCGCAGCUGGGACUGCGACGGCCUUUCUCGAUGGCAUCCGUCACCACGGCAUUGUGCAUCUGUACCGUGUACCCGCCCCUCUCCCGCGUUUGCCAGUCCGAGCUGGUGCGAGCGAUGACCGUUGUGCUGGCAACCCCGGAUGACGGGCUCAGUGACGGAGACGACGAUGGUGCCAACAACGCGGCGGCGACGACGGCGUCGCGAGAGGCAGAGGUGGACGGCGUGAGGGUGACGCUCCACUCUCGUCGAGUACCGCCGCAAGCCCGGCCCGAAGAUGAGCCGCGAGGCACUCGCGAGGAGGAUGUCAUGACGAGCAAGCCAGCCGGGCCGGCUCGGGGUGCAGUGCUGUCGCCUAGACCCCUCCCAAUGGCCGCUGCUGUCGCAGCGGCGUCUCAGGCAUUGCUGCCGAGGCCGUCCUCGCGUCGGGCCGCGCCAACCACGGCUGUCGCGGCCACCAGGAGUGCGGCCCAUCCGAUGUGGAGGAACCGGCUGAACCCCCAGCUCUUUGUCCCUUUCUCCACAAACGUCGGGCACCUGCGCCUCCCUGCGGAAUUGGUGCGGGGCGCGCGGCGCAGACAGGCAGCUCAGACGCGCCUCAUCAAGCACCACUGCUUCCGCGCCAUGAGCCUCUUCUACAGCAGCUGGGAGGGCACUACCCUCUUCUUCCUCGAAGUGUGCCUUCCAUACUUGUGGCACCCCGAUGCGCAGCUUCGAUUGGAAUGUGUGCAGUGCUGCAUGCGCUGGCUGCUGUCGGACUGCUGGCACUCCACGGAUCAGGCAUUGCUGCAUCACCAUGCCACCACGCCCACUGCCAGCGCGGGUGGUGUCGAUGCAGCUCUGUCGACGGCGCUGACCUCGUUCCGCGGUAGCGUGACGGCCGCCGUCACCCGUGCUCCAGUGCGCGACCCGCGCACGACCGCGAACAGCGGCAGCAGCCCCAAGGGCGGCGUGCACGGGACAACCGCGCUGCGGUGCCUCACAACCCUUAGCGCACCAGGGCCGACACAGGCUGGACAAGUGCGCGUGCCGUACCAUGCGCCGCCCCGUCGGGCCGCAAAGGUCCUUCGCAGUGGUGUCUCGUCGGGGUUCGACGAGGGAGCAACAGCGGGGCUGGCGAUGCCUGCUGCCACAACGCGAGCAUCAGCGAUGCCGAUCUUCACGGUGCAGCAUCACGGACGCACGCACGUCAACGCUCUGCGAGAAGUGGUGCACCACUUGGUGGAGCUGGCCGUCUGCGACCCGGAGCCGCUCAUUCGGAAGUGCGCGCUGGAGAGUCUCUCGCCGGAGACCUAUCCUUUGCUGUACCCCCAUGACCCAUUCCUGCACCAGCUAUUCACGGUGCUGUGGGAUAGUCACAUGCCGAAUCGAAGCAGAGCAGCUGUGCUGCUCUGCGCUCUGGCGCCGCUGAACCCGUCCUCUAUCUUCCCCCGCCUCCGCCAGGUGUUGGUCCAGUACACAGAGGACUUGACGAAUAGCAUUGCGCGACUAGCAGCUCCUUCCCUGCCUGCAACGUCGACCUCAGCGCCCCUGCCCGUCGCACCACCCGGGCACAUCCACGAGGACGCGCUCUUUGUGUUGUUCCAGAUCACGUCUCGGCUGAAGCAAUCAACACACCUCUACUUGCCGCAACUUCUGUCGAUUGUGUCUUCGGUGCUGCGCAGCAGGUCGUCGCCGCGCGGAUCGGUGCUGCAGGCGUUGCACUUCCUUGUUGCCUUGCGCGAGGACAGCACCGAGGAGCAGUCGCCACUCUUCGCUCCCUUUUUCGACCUCGUUGCCCAGCAGCUGAUUGACGGCGACGGCGACACUGCACGCCUGCUGGCGACGGUGGCAGCACUGCAGAGCUUGCUGCAGCAGUUCACCGGCUCGGCGCACUCCUCAUCGCAUACCCUGCCGAUGGUGGUGGAGCGCCUGCACUCGCUACUGUACCGCAAACCCUCCGUUGUGACGGAGUUCGCCAUGGCUGUGCUGCAGCUACUGGGCACAAUCAGUAGCAUCGAGCCGUGGGACCCUGAGGCGGCGCCGCGCGCACCGGCGCUACUGCGUCGACCGCAGAACCGCUACGCCUUGCCGCCGCUCUCCUCGUCGGCUGGCGUGCUAGGUCGCGGCAGGGCAGUGCGCUCAAGGUGGCUUGACAGAGAUGAGAGGGCGGACACCGCUGCAGAGGCACUUGCGCAGCUGCAGAAGGCGGACCGCUUCGCCCCGUUCACGGCGCGCGCGUGGUGCGACACGGUCCUGCGCGCGCUGUUGCGCACCGUUUCCGGAUACGUGAAUGGGACGAUGAGCCAGACGCAGGGAGGUCUGUGCACGUGUCUCGCCGCCAUCAUGAACAUCUUGACCAACACCGUGGCCAUUCACCAUCUGGAGUUGUACCUGCCGACGGUGCUGACGCUCGUAAUCGACCUCCUCGAGAAGCGGCAGACGCGGUGGCGCGACAUCGAGACAGCGUAUCAGUCGUCGGCGGUGGGGCCCGCAGAGGUAGGUAAGAUCAACGACUCCUCGGAGGCGAUACGGCAGCUCUUCCUGCGGAGACUGUUUGACCUGGUCCUUGUUGCCGGUCGCCGUAUUGGUCCGAUGUACCCGCUGCUGAAUGUUUUUCUGCGCCGCAGCUGGAGGACAAUGUCACCGCGCGGCCUUGUACAGUGCUGCGAGGUACUUGAUGCCCUGUGCUGGGCAGUGCCGGACUUGCUGCGCGACGACUACGACGUGUGGAUCCCGUCGCUGCUGGAGGCACUGAUUCAGUACGACGCGCUGGUGGUGACUCACUGUCGCGCGCACGAGGGGGUGCCAGACAGCGCUCCUGCUGCCGUCAACACGUCGACAGGAGCCGCGGCCACCGGCACAGCCGCCGGCGCCGCUGUUACGCCUGCAGAGAGUGAAGAGACCCCAGUAGCGCCGGCCAGCACAUCGCGGAACUUCUCAGCGUCGGCGAACCGUAUGAGUCCCGCCCGACAUGGGAGCGUCGCUGCGGAUGCGAAUGACAGCGGCCGCAGCCCGCUGAAGAUGCCGAACACACAACCACAAUCGCUGCACAGCGCGGCAGUUGCUGACGGUACCGAGGAGGCUCCGUGGGAGCAGCAGCUGAAGCUUGUCUAUCAAGCCUUGACCCUGUGCUUGACAUCGUUGCAGCCGCUAGUGCCUCCGCUGGCGAAGAGGUUCGUUGCGGUGAGCCUGUCUGAGUGCCUGAAGUCGUCACACGUGCCACGCCGCGAAGCAGUGCGACGCACCGCAGCGCCGCCAGCAGCGGCCGCACCAACGGAUGGCCGCGCGGAGCAGGGCAGCGGCUUCGAUGCGGCGCACAGCGCCACGCUCGCCACAUCGACGCGUUCAUCGCUGCAGAGUCUUUGGCCAGCUACCGUCGCCACGACGGCGUCAGCCGUUUUUGAUCUAAUGGCGGACCCGCACGAGGAGCUCAUCUCUUUCCUGAACGCGUGUGUCUGCCGGCCUCUGCUGGAGUACAUGGUGCACAGUAACCUCUCCACUGUCUCCAUGAAGCUGGUCAAAAACUUGCUGUCACGUUUGGAGUCGCUGAGUGCCGUGCACGAGGAGGCGCUGCAGCGGUUGUGGGGCGCCAUGAGCCGGCGUACCGCGUCGCUGCUGUCGCAGCCCGAAGGCAACAACGGCCUAUCCUGGAUACCGGACGUGGCGAGCGGCACUGCCGCCUGUCCCGAUGGCAGCGUUGGCUCGCUGGCCGCGCCGGCGCGCGCGCAGCUGGAGGUGAAGCUACGCGAGGCGCGAGAGCUGCUACAUCUGCAGCGUGCGCGGCAGCACGGGGAGGGCGUUGGCUCGGCCAACGUCAGCGGCUGCGGUGCCGGUGCCUUCUCCUCGAUCGCCACCUUCAACUCAGCGCCGCGAUCGGCGAGUGAGGCGCUUUGGUUCAAAAACGCUGCGCUCAGUUGCAUGUGGGUGCAGAGCGCCGACCGCGCGGUGACGGUGCGGCGCUACUUUCCUUUCGACGCGGUGCACACCUCCUGGGAGACCGAGGGAGAAGUCCAGCUGCUCGGGUGUCUGCUUGUGUCGGCUGCGUGGCACCACCCACCCUCGACGACCGCGUUCGCGACGACGCUGCACACGUACUUUGCGCAGCGCUUCGGCCCUGACAGCGUUGCGGUGGCGUACGUGCGCUGUAUCUGCUCCAGCUACUAUAAUUUGUGCAUGCCGCUCGCGUCUGCGCAUGACGAGGAGAUGGCGGUUAAGUGGGCUGUGCAACAGCAGCAGCGAGUCGCAAACACAGGCUCUGGCAGCGACGCCGGCACUGAGAGCGACACCUUGUUCACCACCGCGACGCGAUUGGCUGGGAUGCGCGACCCCGGGUUUUAUUAUGCCGCUGGCCAGAUCAUGCGAGAGGGCAGCGCCGACGUCAUCCUCCGUCAUCUGAGUUCUCCUCUCACCCAAACAGCCGUGGCAACGGCGCCUGCGCGGAGGAACACCGUCGUCUCGCCGAGAGAUGGUGCCGCAUUGCCGGGAUCGUCUGGCAUGGGCAGUCGUGCCGUCAGUUGGGAGGAGGACGCGCCGGCGCCUGCCAUCGCGGAAGGUGAAGGCACAUCCGCGCCCUCCUCUGCCGCUGCGACAGCCUUCGUUGGUGCAUCGGGGACACGCGCGACGACUCGAUGGGCCCAGGGUAGCAGCGCGGCAGCCUCGCUAGGCUCUGCUCUGACCACCACCGCCAUCGUGUGCGGAGACAGCGCGAACAUGGCGUUGGCACGUCCCAUGACGGCGUACCCGAGCAUGGAAUGCCUUGACAGCAGCAGCGACGGACGGCAUUCAGCUGAGAUGAACACGACGGUGCGCUUCUCCGACCAUGACGAGGAUCAGGACGGCAACAGGCGCACGUGGGCGGAUUCGCACUACGCACACCACGCGAGAAGCGGCAAUGGUGGUAGCGCGAUGCCACACCGGCCGCACAUCAGCUCCCAGCAGCUAAAUGCGAACCAGCUCCAUCAACUGCAGUACCCGUUGCCGGCCAGGACAGCCACCUCGACACCCUUCUGCGGCCCCAACUCCCUCCCUCGCACGAUCACGGCACACAGCAUCAAUGGCGCAGAUACGUCGCUGUUAACGACGCAUAACCACAGCCCCACCACAGUCACCCUGGCCAUCCCCGUCGAGGCGGGGGUCGGCGGCUCCUUGGACAACUACGUGAAUGCCUCAGCGCCCGUGGGUGUGCCUGGCCCGCGCAGCGGAAGCGGUAGUGGCUCCUCGUUUUAUCCUGGAAGCUUCUUCACAAGCGCCGUUGUCGCGGAGGGGCGGGUCGGCUGCGAUGGCGGUGCAUGCAGAGGCGUCGUGAACAGCAGCCCUCAUCGCCAUCACCUACACGCCUCGCUCGGCGCGGGUGGUGGGGGGUCGUCAGCAGACGUGGAGUCGGUCUACGGGCGCGGUGGCAGCGAGGCCGUGCCGCCUGCGCACGCGCCGGUCGGUGGCGGCACUGGGGCGCACCUCACGACCCCCAUAUGCCGACCCUUUCAGCUGCCCCAUCCACAGCCGUUCCCGGCAGGACAGUCGUACGGCCCCUACCCCAUCAGCAGCAGGGCCUCGCCGAAUGUGACCCUUGGCCAGCAGCCAGCGGUUUCACCGUCAGGCAGUGCAGGGAUGCUUUCAGUCGGCUCGCUCACCGCCGCCUCAGUCGACCCCCCCCGGGGCGCUCUGGGACUUCCCGCUUCGGUCUUCAGCCCUGUCGGUGGUGCUGGUGGAGGCACACCUGGAGCGGCUGGUGGACCUGGCGGCAUACCGCCGCGAUGGCGCUUCGCGUCGAUCGCGGCGUCUGUCACUGCCGUCGAUGCGGCGUCUCCAAACAGCUUUACGACGCCACCGGCUGGUGGUGGUGUCGGUGGCGCUACCCUUCCUUUCACUGUGGCCUCCCAUGAUGCCGCAGCGGUGCAACAGCAUGCGUGUCGGCGACUGUCGCCCCUCAUCUCCCAUACGCCUCUGCAUCACCACCUGUCGUGUGGUACAGUGACGCCAGCUACGGCAACUACGCGGAGCCGCGGUGGCUCGGGCAACGACUUGAGCGGGUACCAGUUGCCGCCGCCGCCGGUGCAGCACGCGCAGAAGCCGCCGCCUCCCGCGCCUUUCUCUGCCGAGGCGAGCGCCACCUCGGCUGCGACUUGGACAGCCGCAGCCGGCGCGGUGCGUUCGACGGCGACCACGGCGACGGGUACUCCGCCGCUGAGAGCAGAGAUGCGCAUCUUGACAUCGGCCGUGCAGUCGCCAACUGCGACUACGCAGAUGGACCACGAUGACUCAACUUCGCCGGCUGCGGAGGCUGCUUCUGGUAGGGUUGGGAAGGAAGCAGCGACGUCGCCGUGUGUGGUGAGAGAGAUGUCGGAAGCGUGUGCAGCUUUUGCAUCGGCGCACGAGGCCGGCGAGGUGGCGCACAAUAACUCGCUUAUCGCUUACUUCGAGCUUCAUCGAUCUAUUUCCGGGCACGGCUGGCGCUCGUGGUGGGAGCAGUUCUGUCUUUACUUGCUGCAAUGCAGUCCGGACUACUGCAUUCAGGCCUGCGAGCCCUUUGCGCGGCAGCACCACAUUGCCUUCUCGUACUCGGAGCUGCUGCCCUUGGCCCUCUUGUCAACGCUCCCGUCCUGCACCGUGGCCGAGCUCGUCGCGUGGCUUCGGGCGCUGCGCGACUUCUACGCCUUCCACACCGACCCUAGCGCUCCUGUGCCGCAGCAGGUCGCCUCUGGGGUGGCGCGCGUCGCACACGAUAUCCGCCUUUACCACCGCACAUUCUUCCCACCAGAGGUGGUGUCGCGAGUCGUGGAUGUCUGGCUGCCGGAAAGUGUCGUGGCGGAGCUCUCGAAUCGCUCGCUCAACCCCCCGUUGCGCAUCCUGUACCUGGAGCAAGACCUGGCCCGCUUCUUCUCCUGGGGAUGUACGGCGCUGCUCAUGGUGUCUGCCGAUGACGUGGCGAGCGCGUUGGAGCGGACGCUAUUCGUGCAAGACCCGCGCUUCCAGCAGUGGCUGAGUGCGGCGGCGGCGACGGCAUCAGAGAUGCGGAGCAGGGGCGGGGCAGUUACCCGUUCUCCAGGACGGUGGCGUCGCAGAUGCAAGGCUGUGGUGAGGUCGGCGGCAGCGGCCGCUAAGUCGUCGUCGUCGACCAUCGACAUCCUAACUCCGUCAGCGCUGGAGAUGCUUGGCUUCCACCACGCAGCCGCGCUCGAGUAUGUGCGAAUGUACGAGGAGCAGCAGCUGAGUGAGCGCGGUGACAGCCGCCACGGUGUGGCAGCGGGCGAGGAUGAGGCUGCACAGCGUAGUCCAGGGCCAACAUCGAAGGACACGGCGACUCGGCACCACUCAAGCGCCGCUGCUGCUCGGUUGAUCAUUGGGGCGAUGCGCUGCCACAUCUGCCUGUGCGACUUUGAGGCGGUGCUGCGACUCUGGGAGGCCGUUAAGGGCAGAGGCGCUGCCGACGCGACCACAUCGAUGACAACCUCUUCCCCGUCUCAAGACGCUUGCAGCGAGGCGUCCGACGGCGACAGCGGCUCGCCCGUGGUGUGGGACGGCUGCGGGCGAGAUAGCUCGUGUGUGCUGAGUCCUGAGACAGCGCGGUACGUGGUGAUGUCUGCCCAGGCUCUUUCUCGGUGGGACUACGUGCAGGAAGCCGCCCACUACGCCUUUGGUCGCGGCAGCGCUGCCGGGCUUUCCUGGACCACCGGUGCGCCGCACGCAGCGCAGGGAAACACGCCCAAGCCGGGCGGGCCUGCUGCAAACUCUGCCGUGACACCACAGGUGCAGCGGCUGCAGCAGCCACCAGGCAGCCCUCGGUGGGCGGAGGAUGUGGGAGAGGAAGGGCGCGCCCAACAGUUCCUGGACGAAGUGUUCUCGUCGGACUUGCCGUCCAGCCCGGGCGGCACGGUCGAGCACCGGGCGGCCGAUCACACCCGCGAGUCGCUCUUGCAGCGGCAGAUGGAGGUGUUCGUUGGCGCGGCGCUCGUGGCGGCGCACGAUUACGACGGCGCGAAGCGGGCCUUGACAGCCGUCCGCGACGGACUACGUGACUCCUACGCUGUCUUUCACAGCGAUAACGAUCGCGUGAAGCUUGAGUGGAGCAGCAUCUUUCAACAGCUGUCCGACUUGGAGGAAGGCAUGCACACGCUUGAGCAGGUGCCCGCAGCCCAGGAAGGGGUGGCCGCCGUGUCGACAAGCACGGAGAGCGGUGGCACGUCCGCGGCGUGGUCAGGUGCGAGGUUGCCAGCUCUGGAUCGCGAGAUCAACGGCAAGCUCUUUCCCGAGGUGACGGUGCGGCGUCUGCGCAACAUCACGUGCCGACCGGUUUCAGCCACUACCACGAUCCUGCAGCUCUUCAUGAUCAUCGCCGUCCGCAGCGCCAUCGCCCCUGUGACCUGGCAGCUUGACAACGUCCUCGCCUUGGGGGAGAAGCUUGAGAAGGCAGGCCAGCCCAUGCGCGCUGUGCAAGUGCUGCACCAUUACGCCAACCUGCCUGUCGUCGCCACGUCCUUCACGACCACGGCGAUGGAGUUCAAGCACCAGCUGAAUCUCGAGAUGCUGCGCCGUCUCAUUCGCAACUUGUCUAGAGAGGAGGACCUACGCGAAGUGCACGCCUAUGUGCAGACAGUGCUGCGGAACGACCUGUGGCUAGCGCGCCGCGCCGCUACGUGGCGGAUGAAUGCGGUGUCGCCAACAUCCUCAUUUUCGGCGUCACCGUCUGCCGCAGCUGCGUCGUCAUCGUGGCCGCUGCGAAACCAGCUUGGGAUGGUGGAUGCUGCUGCUCCGUGUGGUUCCAUGCUCACCGCACAAGAGCUCGGCCCGUCGCUGUCGCACUACCAGGUGGAUCUACUGCUUCUCAGUGUCGCAUGCCGGCGUCGCCUGACACAUGUCCUGCUGCAUCGUGCGCCGCUUGCACAUCGGCCCUCAUCGGUUGCUGUCACUUCGGCCACGUUGGACACGUCUGCGCCGCUCGCAGACGCGACAGUGUCCAGCUCGGCACCGUCGUGGACUUUGGACACGGUGCGGCACCCCACCAACAUGCUCUCACUCCCUAUCAACGUUGAUAGGAAGCCUUGCCGUGUCGCAACGGAUGUCGUAGAGGACGAGAAGGCCACCGGCACAGAUUCCCAUUCACCGGCCGGCUCGUCCAUCACGCGCCAGCCUAGCGACUUUCCAGCUACAACUGCGGCACCGCUGUCCGCCCGGAGCGGCGCUGGCUCAGCAGCAGCAGUGAACUGCACCGGUGACGGUGCAAGCUGUCUUCAUGACUCUGCAGAGAGCGGGCGCGUAGGCAGGAGCGGCACUUCACCGGCGCGGGAGCAGCGCGCCAAGAUGGACGAGGCAGCCGCUACCGCGAUGGGGGAGUCCGUGGAGGCGAAGGAGGAGGCCAUUCUCUCGCUCGAAAGCGUCACAGGGAAGACGGCGAUGUUUGCUGAGUACUACCUGCUCGAGCAAGCUGUCGCGGUCACCUGCUACGUGCCAUCCGUAUGGAGAGAGUUCGGGCUCGUCUUGUUUGAUGUCUGUAUGGCCAUUCACGCGGAGUGGAGGUCGACAGGGGACGAGGCGACGAAGCGGAACUUCCUGGCACAGUCAGCCAAGGCGAUUCACGGCCUGCAGCUUGCAGCGCAGCUGUGGCGCAGCCAGUCAGAGUCGGUCUUCAGCCGCGGUAUCGGCCCCUUCCCCGCCACGAUGUUGCGUCGCCACGGGCAUGCACGAACAGCGUUGCCAUCGGCCCACUUGCUCUUAAAGGCGCUUCACUUGGCAGUCACGUGCGAGGUCAUUGUGCAGGACGAUGCGCGGGCUGCUGCAGCCAGCGCCACCGAGGCAGCAACAGCGGCCACCGCCGCAGCGGUGGUGGCGACUCCCAGCCUGUCGCUUGCUCCGUUCUCUGCAUCUUCGCCGGGGUCGCGACCAUCCUCGUUGGGAGCCUGCAGCGGGACCGCGAAGGCCGCAGACGGGGCGGAAGUGGCAAGCGGUACAGGCGAUGGCGGUCGCCCGUGUAGCGCGUUCACGACUCCACGGUCCUUGUCCGCGAGUCAGCGCACAGAGCAGCCUCGCGCGGGGGCGUGUGAAGCUGGGACGACAGAGGGGACGGAGACGGAGAACAGUAGGGACCCGACGGCCAUCGAGAACAGUGCCGACACCACAGCGCAGCCUUCUCCGCAUUGGGCCUCGCAGCCACAGCCGGCCGCUGCUGCCGCCGUUACCGAGCAACAGGGCGGCUUUGCCUGCCUAGACUUUUCUGCCGCCUCGUACCUGCAGUGGGCCGCCGUCGCUCCGUUCCUGCUUGCGGCCGCUACCCGUCACCACAGCCUGUACGCGGCAUUGCGGGACAUGUGCGUGCAGUCGCGCGACAUGCUGCGCCAGCUGGUGUUCCCCCUCAUUGCAGCGUUUGAGCAUGGGUAUGGGACGAUGCUUGCGCAGCAGGCUGGCCACCCUCGCUAUCACAGAGCCGCUGCGACUGAGGAGGCGCCUGCGGCGACAGCUUCCCUGCACCUCACCAGUGCCUUCGUUGCUUCGGGGCGUGAAAGGCAGGAGGGUGGGCGGCGGCGGCAGCAACAGCAGCAGCGGAGAGGACCCAAGGCUUCCGCGCGUGUGCUUGAGGGCGAGGAUGGCGACGAGCAUGUCGCUGGCGUCAGCUGUUCCAGCUCCACUGAGGCGCCGUCGCUGUUGGAGCACCCGGGGAUGGCAGAGGGAGACACCAGCGAUGCUGGUCUGAUCGCGAAGCGCGCGGCAGGGACGUCUGUCAUAGAAGUGACAGACAGGCGGCAGAAAGGGGGGCGCAGAGUUCCCCGCGCGGCGCUGGCGACACCAUUGCUGCCCACCCGUGCCGGCACCUCCGAUGGUGAGGCGGCAACGCUCGGUGGCCCAACCGCGUCGUAUACGGCGUCGGCACCACACUGUCUUAUGUCUCCGCUGGAGCGUCCGCUGGAGGAGGCGGAGCGGGAGGUUUGCUCGUCGCUGUUAGCCGACAUUGCGGCCGCCGGUCCUGGUCAUCGGCGGCUCAUCUACGAGGCCAUGCAGUUGCGCAGCUUUGUGCAGGGGCUGUGGGCGGUGCCGACGGCGGCAUCACAAAGGCGCAACUCGUUGGGGGCAGCGAUGAGGCAGGACGGCACGGACACAUCGUUGGCGUCGUUGGGUGUCGUCGAGGGAGCACCGCCUUCAGCACAGCGCGCACGCGAGGCGGCGUCUAGUGGAGCUGCGUCGCAUGGGGCUACCAGGGGCAAGGGCGCUGGCUCGGGCUUCGUCGCCAUCGACGACGCUGGCGGCGUGCAAGAAGAGAUGGAGCUGCUCUUGGACGGCUUCUGCCCCUUGCCGGCGCCACUGUGGCUGCUUCCCAGCGUGUUUGGGGUGGGGCUGACGGCAGGGGACGCUGGCGGUAGCAGCGCUCACGACAACACCGGCGGUGGUGAGGGUGCGAGGGCCGGUAAAGCCCACUCCGGCGGCGUCGGACCCGGGCCGGAUGCGGCUACUCGAGGCCGUCCGCACGGCGGCCAAUCAGCCGGGCCGACCUCGCCUGCUUCCAUUGCGCCUGUCACACAGACGGCUGGAUACCGCGGUGCGCGAGUGGACGAUGGAGGCGGCGGCGUGGCAGGGCUGCCUCGGCCGUCUGCAGUCGGCCUGCCAGCUUCCGCAGCAGCUGCCCAUGACCAGCGGGCCGCGCAUAGUCCCACAACGUCCGCUGUCAGCUUCACACCUGUGACGGUGCCCACGAUAAUGCAUGUGCGAAGGUACGCCGUCCUGAAACCGGCCCCGCACCACCAGUGCGAGGAGGUCAUCUUUGUAAUGCUGUCGGACGGCUUGGUGUGCCGCUUCCGCCACGCGGCCCCGGCGGCGACUACCAAGAGCGGAGAGGCCCUCGGCGCGUGGGAGUCGCCACACGGCGCGGCGGAGUCGGCCAUCGUGCAGCUGGGCCCGCCGAGGAGAAGCGGUGCUGCCUCGGUCGGCGCUGGCGCGCAGGAUGCCCCAACCGCCAGCGGACACGCCGGGGCAGGCCGGUACGUGCUUCCCUGCGCCUUGAUGGAGCAGAUCGCCUCCCUACUCCUCAGCCAUCUUCCCUUGACACACCUGCAGCGACCGUUUGUGCUGCCUCUUGCGGUGCAGGAUUACAUGACGAUGCUGCCAGAGCACAGAACGUCGCCGCUCAUCCUCGACGCAGCAACGGCUGCGUCAGUGCGGUCGGACGACCCACAGGGAUGGCGACAUCACAUGACGCUGCUCACCGGUCCGUCAAGUGGCAGCUCGGCUGCUUCGCUCCGCACCGCAACACAGCUGCUGGCCUGGUCGUCUGACGCGACUCGCACACCGCCGUCGCUGUAUCACCUCAUGGAUGACUACACAGUGCACCUCCGCCUCCGGGAGAUGGCUUUGGCGGCGCAGGAGGCGGUGGAGGCCUACCCCGCACUCGACCUAGACGCAAUGCAGAUUGCCGCAGAGACGGGCCGGCGCCCCGGCGUAUCGGCGGACAACGCCUACCCAUUCAACUGGGCCUAUGGCUAUCCGGUGAGCGCCCCGCCAACGGCCGAGGCGGCGGCCGCGCUGACGAGCUCACACAGGUACCGCGACCUCGUACAGCGGCGCCGCAUGAACGAGGAGCGCUUUGACCAGCUUGUCGCCGCGGCCUACGAUGACGGCUGUGUUGGGCCACUCAUCGCGUUCCUUCAAGGCAUGCUCGCCGCCCGACCGCCACCGCCGCCGUCUUCGUCGUCGCCGCCAGCGCCAGCAACGCAAACUGGAGCGGCAGCGCUCGCCAACCCGGCAAGCACCACGGCGACGACGACAUCGCCGUUUUCCGCCUCCUCUUCCGCGCCAGCGCCACAGUCUUUCCGCUCGCCAGAGGAGACUUUCGCGAUGCAGCAGCGCCUCUACGCGUAUGCGGCCGUGCUGCCGCGCACAGAGGCGCACUUGCGCAGUGUCCUGGCAGCUGUUUCAGCCGUUGCCGCAGGCGGCGAGGACAACUUGACGAAGGAGUCAUCGACGCCCUCGUCUUCAUCGUCGCCGCUGUCGCCUGCCGCGUCGCCGGUCCUCAACACGAAGAAGCGGCAUUACGGACACCGGCAGACCGUCGCUGCCACACAAGCUACUCCCCUCUCGGCGCGUGAGCUGCAGGCGUGUCGGCUUGCUCUUUUCCGCUUGGAGAGCGCUCGCUGCAGGCUUGCCUUGAGCGACGCAUUCAGCGCCGACAGUAGCAAUGCGAGUCACUGGCUCGAGGCGCGCCGCACGUAUGCGAAGGAGCUGUCCGAGUGGAGCGUCAUGGAGUACCUCCUCGACGUACACACGCGCGAGUGCGGCACGGUGCUCGUGAACACAUACGAUGGCCAUGUCGCGGUGCACGCCCUGGGGCGGUACUGCCUUCAGCCGCCGCCACGGCAGAGUCGCGGUGCGUCCGCGAAAGAAACAGCGACAUAUGCAGCUGACAUCGCUCCCCUUAUCGUGAGCCCGUUCCCGACGCAUGACGCAACGCUGUUCCGCUUGACCCCGGUGCUGGUGGCUGGCCUCCCCUUGCAGAGUGCUCACGCCGCCUUCCAGUACCACGCCAGCUCCAUACUGUACGAGAUAUUUCAGUACGUGCGAGAUUUGACCGGCAUUGCCACCUACGGCGUCGACUGCGUGACGGCGUUCGCGCACGCUGCGGCGGCACCUAAUGCAGCGCCUUCGCCCUCGUCACACACCUCCUCGACAGAAACGCCGCUGUCGACGUGUAGAUCGUCGGAUUUCUCUGUGACCGCGAACGGCGACUUGUGGGCUGCUGGGCCGAGUCGUCGUGCGGCACUGCGACCAGAGGGCAGCCGUGCAUGCGCAUCGGGUUCGGUGAACGCCGGUGCCGCCUCGGAAGGCGCCCCGGAGCCGAGCGCUGCAGCGGCGCCACGACGCGCCGGCACAAAGGCCGCUGUUGCACCGACAAAGAAGCAGCGCGAGCCCCCCCCGCCGCUCGAGUCUCUGGUCAGCGUCCCCGCGGCCGUGGCCUCCACCGCGCCCUCUUCCGCUUUCGGUGCGUUCCCUGCGCGUGGCGCGGCGCUGCGCCAUCCGCACUCGCCGCUCGAUGAUGCCGCCGAUGCUUCAACGCUGCCUCUGCCGCCACGCUGCUUUGACUCUAGCUCCUUCCGAUUGAAGCUAUCAUACGAUGCGCUGCUCGUCCUGCACGAAGAGGCUGAGCGCAGCGGGCGGGCAACCAUGCUGCGCUUGCUACGCAGCCAGCGGGAGGCGACGGAGGCGCAGUGGCUGCACGUGACACCGACAAGUCCGUCCCAGGACGGAGACGACGGCAACGCUGUGGAGGCAAAGCUGUCGGCCGCGAGCCACGGUGCAACGGGGGUAGAGAUGGGCAGGGCUCUGCCGUCGCCGCUGUCGAAUGCGGCGGACGACGAUGACAACGAUGACGACGGCGCCCCGCGCUCGACGUCUGCGUUUGACUUGGCUGCCGCUAUGAUCACGGCGGCCACGGAUGAGAAGAACCUGCUCGGGGUCGAUGGUUUAUGCCCUCACACGUGGCGGCGGUGGGCACCGCACUGGUAG